Molecule: messenger RNA, 4226 nt
Organism: Ochotona princeps (American pika)
Lineage: Eukaryota; Metazoa; Chordata; Mammalia; Lagomorpha; Ochotonidae
Gene: MCF2L2
Product: MCF.2 cell line derived transforming sequence-like 2
Exons: 27
Coding region: 841-4071 (1076 amino acids)
Cellular component (GO): cytoplasm
Molecular function (GO): guanyl-nucleotide exchange factor activity
Source: RefSeq, a predicted model, not a curated record
UUCAGGGCGCACACGCUUGCCCGGACUCCCAGAUUCCGCGUGGAGGCUGAUAACUGCGGGCGACACCCUCCUCGGAAAAACACGCGGCGGGGCUUCGCUCAGCUUUCUUCUCCUGCACCUGCUGUGCGACCAGUCCCCUCGCGCCUAGGCUUCUCCUUAGACAACGAGCGGGCGGGGUAGGAGGAGGGGCCGCUCAAGCCGGAAAGCGAGCGGCUGGGAACCCAACCUCUGCUGCAGGGAGCGCCCACGUCGGGGUGUUCUCUUCCCUGCUCCUGAAGACCCAGAGAAGCGUGCCAGACCCUGAACCCGACCGUACUCAGGCGCGUGCACUCCUCACCUGGCGCCCAGGGCGCCGCGGGCACGCGCAUGAGGAGCAGUGGGUGCCGAGGUGGGAGGGCGGUGGGCGGCGCGGAAGAGCCGGGGCCGCCUGCACCCGCCCUCUUCUCGCACGCAGCUCGGUACCUCCCCGGGGCCCCGGCGGAGCAUCCUGCCUUCCGAGUCUCCCUGGGGGCGGCGCCCGAAGCUAGGCAGCUCCGGCCCGCACAUCCAGAAUCCGCGGUGCACGCCUAACUCGAGAGCCCGUUGCGUUGCCGUCGCCCUCUCAAUGCCGGCGGUGGCCUUUGGGAAGCCGCCUGCCGGGCGUGGCCGCGAGCUCGGGGGGGCCCUAGGAGCGCUGGUCUCGGAUGCGAGUGACCCGUGUGCCUGACGACUGAGAGGACCUGGGCGAGGAGGGCAGAGCAUCUUCUGGCGGAGAUGCCGUGACAGCAUCGUCCACAACUACGGUGCAAACAGCGUCGUUUGGCUUUGUUUGGCUACCAAGAGGGUGGGUUUUUCGGUGAAAUGCUGUUUUGGCUAAAAGAAAAAAUGGCACCUCAGGAACUCACCCGGCGACUGGCCACAGUGAUCACUCAUGUCGAUGAAAUUAUGCAGCAGGAAGUUAGGCCGUUGGUGGCGGUGGAUAUAAUAGAACAGCUUCACAGACAGUUCGCCAUUCUUUCGGGAGGCCGAGGGAAGGAUGGUGCCCCCAUCAUCACUUUUCCGGAGUUUGCGGGGUUCAAACGCAUCGCAGAUGAAGACUUCCUAAAUGUCAUGACCUACCUGACCAGCAUCCCCAGUAUGGAGGCUGCCAGCAUUGGAUUCGUCAUUAUCAUUGACAGAAGAAGGGACAAAUGGAGCUCCAUAAAGGCGUCCUUGACACGAAUAGCUGUGGCAUUUCCAGGAAACUUGCAGCUUAUAUUCAUCCUCCGUCCAUCCCACUUUAUCCAGAGGACCUUCACUGAGAUUGGCAUUAAAUACUAUCGAGAUGAAUUUAAAAUGAAAGUGCCGAUCAUCAUGUUAAACUCUGUUUCUGACCUUCACGGCUACAUUGACCGAAGCCAGCUGACACAGGAGCUGGGGGGAACUCUGGAAUACCGCCACAGCCAGUGGAUCAACCACCGCACUGCUAUUGAAAACUUUGCCCUGACCUUGAAGACCACUGCCCAGAUUCUGCAGAAUUUUGGGGCCUUCCUGGCUGUGACAGAGCUGCCCAGAGGCGUGCCAUGCACUGAAGACCUCCUUAUGUCCCACACAAGGCAGCGGGACAAACUGCAGGAUGAGUUGAAAUUACUAGGAAAGCAAGGAGCCACACUAUUGUCCUGCAUCCAAGAGCCAGCAGCAAAACAUUCCUCCAGUAAACUCAAUCCCAGUGAACUGGAGAAUGUAGCUACCAUGGAAAGGUUAUUAGUUCAGUUGGAUGAGACAGAGAAAGCCUUUGGUCAGUUCUGGUUCGAUCAUCAACUGAAGCUUAAUCAGUGCCUACAGCUGCAGCAUUUUGAGCACAAUUUUUGCAAGGUGAAGCUUGCCCUUGAUCAUCUGCUGGAAGAACAAGCAGAGUUCACAUGCAUUGGAGACAGUGUAAUGCAUGUGGAGCAACUUCUUAAGGAACACAAAAAACUGGAGGAAAAAGGCCAGGAACCCAUGGAAAAGGCCCAGCUGCUUGCAUUAGUUGGGGACCAGCUCGUCCAAAACCACCAUUAUGCAAUGGACAUCAUCAGGCCCAGGUGUGUGGAGCUCAGGCACCUGUGUGAUGACUUCAUCAACGAAAACAAGAAAAAAUAUGACAUUUUAGUAAAGUCUUUGGAGUUGCAUAGACAGCUAGACAAGGUCAGCCAGUGGUGUGAAGCAGGCAUCUUUCUCUUGGCUUCCCAAGCUGUGGACAAGUGCCAGUCUCGAGAUGGGGUUGACAUUGCGUUGAACGACAUUGAGACAUUCCUGAGUACAGCCAAGGAGUGCUGGUUGCUCAGCCCUAAGGAAUUUUACAACCAAUUUGAGCUGAUACUCACCCCUGAUGUAAAGGACAAAGCCCAGAAAGUCCUGCAGAAGCUGGGUGACGUGCAGGAAAUCUUUCACAAGAGGCAAGUGAGUUUGAUGAAACUGGCUGCUAAACAGACUCGCCCAGUGCAACCUGUGGCCCCUCAUCCUGAGUCCUCCCCAAAAUGGGUGUCACCAAAAACCAGCCAGCCCUCAGCCCUGGCUCCUCCCCAGAGAACAUCUGAGGAACUUGAUACAGAGGCAGAUUUGAACUUUCUGGAUAAGGAUGAAAAUCAGACUAAAUUUGGAAUCAAGAAUGAAGAAAUACUUGAAAGUAACCUCACUGGCGAGGACUCUGGGCAGGGACAGCUGAACAGUGGACAAGAACUUCCCCCCAGCAGACGCAUCAUACGGGACUUGCUUGAGACAGAAGAGAUUUACAUAAAAGAAAUUAAGAGCAUAAUUGAUGGAUAUAUCACUCCACUGGAUUUUAUUUGGCUGAAACAUCUGAUUCCAGACAUUCUUCAGAAUAAUAAGGACCUUCUCUUUGGGAAUAUAAGAGAACUUUACGAAUUUCACAACAGGACUUUUCUAAAGGAAUUGGAAAAAUGCACUGAAAACCCGGAACUUCUGGCACGUUGCUUUGUCAAUAGAAAAGAAGAUCUUCAAAUAUAUUUUAAAUACCACAAGAAUCUGCCCCGAGCUAGGGCAAUAUGGCAAGAGUGUCAAGACUGUGCCUACUUUGGGGUAUGCCAGCGCCAGUUGGAUCACAAUCUGCCUCUUUUUAAGUAUCUUAGAGGACCAAGCCAAAGACUAAUAAAAUAUCAGAUGCUGUUGAAGGGCCUGCUGGAUCUUGAAUCUCCUGAAGAUUUGGAGGUAAACCCAGGUGAAUUAGAAGGCUUGGAUAAGGUUGGGCUCCAGAGGACCAAGGAUUCCACAUUCUCAGCUGAAUUGCAGCAAGCUUUGGCAGUGAUCGAGGAUCUGAUCAGGUCCUGUGAGUUGGCUGAGGGCCUGGCGGCAGUCACUGGAUGUCCGGAUGACAUUGGAAAACUGGGCAAGCUGUUGAUGCAGGGCCCCUUCAACAUCUGGACAAUUCACAAAGAUCGCUACAAAAUGAAGGAUUUUAUUCGAUUUAAGCCCAGCCAGAGGCAAAUCUACCUAUUUGAAAAGGGAAUAGUGUUCUGUAAGAUCCGAAUGGAGCCCAGUGACCAGGGGCUGUCUCCUCAUUACAGCUUCAAGAAGUCUAUGAAGUUGGUGACACUUUCAAUUCGCCAGGUUGGAAGGGGGAGCAAUAGAAAGUUUGAAAUUGCCAACCGAAGUGGAUUGGAGAAAUACAUCCUGCAGGCCACCUCAAAAGAAAUCAGAGAUUGCUGGUUUUCAGAAAUAAGUAAAUUACUGGUUGAACAAGAAAACAAUGUUAAAGGCUGCUCUGGCGGGGAGUUGGUCUCCAUGGAAACCACGGAAGGUCGAGAAGGCACAGAAGAUCUAGAAAAGGAAAACAGCGCUCUGAGCGUAACUCCUGCCUUCCUUGCCUCUUGCAUGCGGUCCCUUCUCCCCGGACAUCAGAACUGCCUCUCUCGGGACUUUUCCAGUUGGACGACGACGAGCAAACCUGUGCCUCCAAGCCAGUUCUCCCGGAGAGGGGAGAAAGCCCCCGAGCGGAGAAGCAAGACGGCGGCGAUGGGGAGGAGAGGUGAGCGCCAGAGGGGGAAAGAGGCACCACCGCUGCCAGUCCCCCACCCUGGCUCUAACUAUCCUCUGGGAAUUUCAGGGCUGUGAGCCGCACCACUGAGGAGCGCGCCCCGGUGUCCCCUGGCGUGCAGGCCACUGCGGGGGAGACGGCUGGUUUCCCGGCAAGGGCCGAGCAGGCAAGGGCAGGACGCCUGAGGCCCUCCUGUUCCGUUGAUCCUUGACCCGCGCCAUUCGGCGCCCGG